GCGGGCGGGAGGGGGACAGGGGAAACGGCAGCUCCUUUCCUCUUUUUCCUCCUCAGCCCGUCUCCGUAUAACGUGCGCCCAGCAGGCCGCUUCCCUUCCGCUUCCUUCCUCUCCUAUCCCCUCCCAUCCCUUCCCUUGUCAUCCCCGCCGGCGGGAGCGCUGCCAGGUUGGGGAAGGGGGUGGGAGGCGUAGGCCACCAUCUUUUGGGGACGCCUACGGCCCAAAUGGAGAGGUGCUGGUGCAGUGAUUAGACUGACCUCCCCGCCGUGUCCCUGAACUCAAAUGGGAUCAGCUCUGGAGGGGGUCGAUAGAGGGGGUGACUGCAACCGUGGCCCCCUUCAGCACAAAGAGGGAAAUGCUUCAAAGAACAAUAAAAGAUUUUUUUUCCAAAGAUGGAAAAUUCAAUUGAAGAGAUGGAUACCGCUGAUACUCAGUGGGGCUGGUUUUAUUUGGCUGAGUGUGGUAAAUGGCAUAUGUUUCAGACUGAUUCAAACAGUCAUUGCUCUGUUAGCAGUGAAGAUAUUGAAAGGAGCUUCCGAACAAACCCACAUGGUUCUGUUUGUUUUACUACUGCAAAAUUUAACUACACGCUAGACUUUUCAGCGAUGAAACAAACCAACCUAACUACCCUUAAGCAACGUCCAAUAAAGCGAGCUCCCUUUUCUAUCAGUACUUUCAGUUUCAUCUGUGAAAAUGAGGCCAUCCCUAUGCCUUCCCACUGGGAGAAUGUAAAUACCGAUGAGCCAUAUCAGCUUAUUCCAUUGCAAAAGAAAACAAAUGAAUAUAAUGAAGUUUCUAGUCUCUUUGGAAAAACAAUGGAUAGCCACCGAAUUAAAAGAAUUAAGAGAAUACAAAAUCUAGACUUGUGGGAGUUUUUUUGCAGGAAAAAAGCUCAACUAAAGAAGAAAAGAGGUGUUCCAACUAUUAAUGAGCAGAUGUUAUUUCAUGGCACCAGUAAUGAAUUUGUUGAAGCAAUAUGUAUUCAUAACUUUGACUGGAGAAUAAAUGGGAUACAUGCUGCUGUAUAUGGAAAAGGGACUUAUUUUGCAAGAGAUGCAUCAUAUUCCAGUCAUUUCUGCAAAGAGAACAUGAAGCAUGGAGAUACUUUUCAAAUUCAUGGUGUGAACCUGCAGCCUCAUCUGCACAGACCAGAUAAAGUCAUGUUUCUUGCUCGUGUACUAACUGGUGACUAUAUCAAUGGUGAUUCAAAAUACAUGAGGCCUCCUUCAAAAGAUGGAAGUUUUGUGAACUUGUACGACAGCUGUGUGGAUAAUACCUGGAACCCAAAGAUCUUUGUUAUCUUUGAUGCCAACCAAAUCUACCCUGAGUAUUUAAUAGAAUUUUCUUGACUUUGAAAGCAGCUGAACUGAA
Messenger RNA from Pezoporus flaviventris, 1371 nucleotides. RefSeq names its product poly(ADP-ribose) polymerase family member 11 (gene PARP11). Bases 393 to 1349 code for a protein of 318 amino acids. The transcript is spliced from 8 exons. Lineage: Eukaryota; Metazoa; Chordata; Aves; Psittaciformes; Psittacidae. Gene Ontology annotation, molecular function: NAD+ poly-ADP-ribosyltransferase activity. The record is from RefSeq and is a predicted model, not a curated record.